GUCAGAACGGAAGAUUCUGAUAGUAAGGGGGAGGAGGAGGAAUGCAAAGGAGGUAAGAGUCUAUCACAACAAUAAUAUUUUGUGUAGAUCUAUGUUAAAUUGGAUUAGGAUAUUGUUGAACACGUAGACUAGCUCAGUAAGCUAACAGAAGGAGAAUGAUUGGAUGUCUGGUUAGUUUUUUCAUGUUCUAUAGUAUAUUAGAAAUAACGGACUUUAUGGUGACGGACUUUAUGGUGACGUCUUAUUUUACUUAUUGUAUUUGGAUUUCAUUGAGCCCACCAUAGAAUGAUCAACAACAGGGCCAGACAUCUGCUGGCCUAGAUUGGAAAGAGUUGGCUUCUUGUGGUUGCUUUAAACGUCUCCUGUAAUUAUGAGUUCUUGCCAUAGGUCUUGAUAGUGUUCACUGUGUCUUUACAGAGAGCAAAUUAGCUGAGUCCAAUGUAAACUUGACGUCAGAUGAACUCAAGAGAAACACCACCAAGAACUUUGAAACAACAGCCAAUGUAAACUUGACGUCAGAUGAACUCAAGAGAACCACCAAAAAGAACUUUGAAACAACAUCCAAUGAAUUACCAAAGGAAGGAAAAACAGUAUUUCACAGUGAGGCAAGGGAGAUAAACUCUGAUAUUAUAAGACAAAGCCAGGUUACAAUUGUCCCCUACCCUGAGUCUUCCUUUGACCAUGAUGAAGAGAAUCAGCUGCAAAAUGAAGGUACGGCCAUGUUGAUUAUGAUACUCAAGCUAGAAAUAAAACAUAUUUUUAUUGGAGUUUUUAUGUUAAAAAUGAAAGAUAUAAAAAUUUCAUCCUUUUUAUUAUUAUUUUUUUUAUACCUACACUGAGCCUACACAUAACACCCAAACAGAAAAUAAUAAUUUUUAACAAAGAUACUUUGACAUUUAUUUUGUGCUAAUGAUUGCCAAUGUUAAAAGUUUUUGUGUCUGUGGCACAGAGCACAUACUGGAGGAGGAGUACGUGCUUAAGUGUAUCUACUGUGAAUCAACCAGCACCAAGUCAAGCCUGUUACGUGACCACAUGCGUAAUCAGCACCCGGACAAACCUGUUCGUUACCAGUGUCCCAAGUGUGAGCAGACGUUUCUACUCAAGUCUCACCUGGACAAGCAUCUGGCCAUGCACUCUCCCACAUCUCAGUCCUGCAAGGUCAGAGCAACAUUUUACUCUCUACUUGAUGACCCCAAGGAUUGUUUGCCUGGUGGUCCAAGCAUUGUUUGCCUGGUGGUCCAUGCAUUGUUUGCCUGGUGGUCCAGGCAUUGUUGGCCCGGUGGUCCAAGCAGGCAUUGUUGGCGUGGUGGUCCAAGCAGGCAUUGUUGGCCCGGUGGUCCAAGCAGGCAUUGUUUGCCUGGUGGUCCAAGCAAACAUUGUUUGCCUGGUGGUCCAAGCAGGCCUGUUGGUCUAUACUAUUGUUAUCUCAUUAUUUUCAUCUGAAAUUUGUAGUUUACUGAAAUACCCUUUAAUCUACGACCUCCCAUGAUUUAUUGGUAAAUUUUGUCGUCAGUUUUUAUUUUAUAGUUAUUAAUUUGAUGCUUUAAAGAAAUUGACCUGCUGGUGUUGGACAAAAUGGGUCAUCCUUGGUCACAACAUUUCCAAAAUGCCUGUUUUCUUUGCAGAUAAGUUAGAGCAGGGAGAAUAUAUAUGGAAUGAUGUGGGGGUGGGGGGGGGGUACAAAAUUUAUUUGGUUGACACAAUUUUUAUAACAAUGUGUUAAAAUGUUUCAAGUUCAUCUUUAACCAUUUGUCUCCUCUCUAGAAUUAUAUUGUGUGCAUUCUUAGGUGUGUCAGAAAACAUUUGCCAAUGUGUACCGCCUGCAGCGCCAUAUGAUCAGCCAUUCAGAGUCUACAGAUCUUCGGAAGUUCAAAUGUCCAGAAUGUGGCAAGGCCUUCAAGUUCAAACAUCACCUCAAAGGUAGCUCUAUAGCUCUCUUGUUAGAUUUAUCAGCUGAGUGUUUCAUUACAAGGUUUAAGAGAUUUUCAAAUAUGUCUUCUUCUGCCUCUAGUUUUCUUACAAACCAAAGAUUUAUCAACUGAAAUGUUAUUAAAAAUAUAUAUAGCUCACCUCAGUUUUAGUUGAGCACCAUUUAAAACUAUCUGGUUCUGAAUAUAAUUUCCAUUUUAUAUUCUACUGUUCCCCCUGUAGAACACAUCAGAAUUCAUUCAGGGGAGAAACCAUUCCAGUGUCCUACCUGCUCCAAGAGGUUCUCACACUCUGGUUCCUACAGCAGUCACAUGACCUCCAAAAAAUGCUGGGUGAUUGGCCAGAGCAAAAGUCAAGCUAGACGUCAGGAGAGACAGAUGGAACAAGGCAGAGGAAGGGAAAGUGGGCAAUCAUCUAGUAACUACCAGGGACCUCCAGAGGGUGGUCAGUUUAUGUUUGCAGGUGUGGGUCAAGUCUACACUCAGCCAAUGACAUCUCCACCUCCAGGUCAGUGUCACUGUUGUCUCUAGGACAUCUGUUUGUUGACAUUCCUAGUAGAUCUAUGUUUGUAACAAGAAUUAGCCAUUGUAAUCCAUGAGUGGCUAUUUCUAAGUCAACCUUUCCUCAAAGUUUCUGCUCUGGUUAAUUUUGUCUGGAUAUAUUGUAUUUGAUGACUAAGCAAUGUGUAAGAGGACUGGUUCUGGUGUCUUGCUUUUAUAGUGACAGACACAAGAAAAUAAUCUGAUUUGUUCAGUGUUUGGUUUGGUUUGAUCUUUGUUGUAAAAGAUGACCUUGUAUUUAUUUCAGGUGCUUACCCACAGCAGUUCAUGAAGUUUGACCAACACCCAACAGUCCCCUCUCUCAGGCACCAGUUCUAUGCUGCCCCUCCUCCCCCGAUCACCUCAGCAAUGAUGACCUCAGCCCAGAAUGCCUUCGCGUUUAGCCUAUACCAGCAAAAGUUGGCCUCUUCCGCUCCACAAACCACGUCGGGCAUGGCUGUUCCUCAGCCUGUGGCAUCCACCAUGUCACCGGUGCCAGCACAUCAGCACCCCAACAUUCCAUUUCAUCUGUUAUCCCCAGCCCAUGCCAUAUCUAAUGCCCACACCCCUUCACAGACGGUGUCCUCGCAUGUCAGCCACACCCCUUCACAGACGGUGUCCUCACAUGUCAGCGAGGGACACCUCAAGAAAACUCCAGUUCUGGUGGACACGCUGUUGAGUGCACAAUUGAGAAAGGAUAUCAGACCUCUUACAAGCAGUCAUAUCAGUGACAGUUGUCUUAAAAAUCCUAUUGCUAUACCAUCACCGUCCUCUCCUAAGCUCAGCUCAAGUGUCAGGAAGAGGGAGUGUGAAAGAGAUGAAGUGUGUGACAAAUCUGGUCUCAGUAUGGAACAUGACAGAAAUUUUACCAAUGAACUUAUCAAGAGAAUGAAGUCACAGAAUGGAAGCAAGGUGGAGGGUGACUGUGCUGGUCAUGACAGAGCGGACCAGAACAUUGUCACACCUGAAGUGAAGGAGGAGAUUCUGUCAGAUGAAGAUGGUGAGAAGGUUGAAAAGAGGAACUUGGGGAGUGCCAAAGAAUUGGACUGUGAAGACAUGAAGGAAGAGAGCUCAUCCAGUGAGGACAUUUCAGAUCUGAUUGUGGGCGAGGUCAAGCUCGAGAUGAAUGACGCCUCAGAUGGAGAGGUACAGACUUGUAGGUACUGCAAGAAACAGUUUCACAGCCCCAUUGACCUGCACCAACACGAGCGCUAUCUCUGCGAGGACAACCAUGACAUCAAGAAGGUCAUGAGUGGCUGUAAGGGCAAGGCCGUGUCCAAGCUUGAAACGGCAGAUGAGCAGAAAGUCAAGGAUGAAGUCAACCGAUGCUCACCCCUCAGCAGUAAAGUUUCUGAUGAUGAGACAGAGGACAUGGAGGAUGAGGAUGAUGACGAAGAGGAUGAUGAUGAGGAAGAUGAUGAUGAUGCACGGUCUGUCAUCAGAAGCUCAAAGCUCACAGAGAACCAAGCUCAGCAUCUUCGGGGAUGUUACCGUGACAACAAGAAGCCCGACGACCAUGCCAUGGAAGAGAUUGCCAAAAUCAUCGGUGCCACAAAGAAAAUGGUGCAGGUAGAUUGUGACCCAUUAUGUUGAAGGACCUCGUUUAAUGUUAGAUCAAAUACUUUAAUGGCUUUAAAUCUUUUCAAGUGGGUAAAUUACUUGCUUGAGUAGAAUUUGCACUGUUUUGAAAAUUUUAAUUUUUUAUUUCUGUUUUUUUUUUUUUUUAAUAUCAUUUUAAACAUCUACUGUCCUUUGCCAGGUUUGGUUCCAAAGUGCUAGGGCCCGUGAGAAGAGAAAAGUGAUGAGAAGCAAACCAACUUUCAAGUCCAGCUGCAGAAGAAAUUCCAGUGGCACCACUACUUCAACCUCCCCGUCCACUUACAUCCCCAUUGUCCCCAACCCUUAUGCUGUCUUCGGCCACCACAAGCGUUACGGCAAGUUCAACAGCACCUCUGCUCUGUCACCCGUUGGAAUGAAUUUUUCCAGCAUUGGACCUUUAACUCCUCUGUCCGACGAGCAGCCGUUGGAUCUGAGUGUCAGGAAGCAGCAGCCUCCCAAGGCUCAUCAACAGAAGAACUCAUCUCUCCUGCCACUUGAAAAUCUGGAAGGUCAUGUCCUAAACUUAAGCAAUAAGGUUCCCAAUUUGGAGCCCGUCUCCCCGUCCCCAACUGUGAAACUGGAAUCCCCAGUCACAGCAACCACCCCACGGUGCUCAUCUAGAGACUCCACACCCAAGUCAUCCUCAUCCCUUCCAAAUGCUCCAUUCUCUCCCCUGUCCAUCCCAAACCAACAUUUCCUCCACAUCCCAGAUCCACAUGCCAAACAGUACCCUCAUCCCAUGAUCAUGAUGACAGACCUCAACUGUAUUGAUGCUACUGCCAGAAAGAUGGACGCCGCCGGACUGGGGUUCCAACACUCAGAAAUCUUCAAGUACAUGUCCCAAAAAGGACUUUUCAAGGGCGGCUUUUCCCCUCUCAUGGAUCCAUCGGCACGCAAGUUUCCACCAUCUAUGCUCAACUCUUCCGUCUUGGCUCAGCUGACCGGAGUCAUCCCCCCUAACAAUCAUCACCCCCAGCGAGACUCCCCCGUCAAAACAAGCUCUGCCGAUGAUGCACCAAAUUGUUCACCACUUAAAAUCGGUGAGUCAAAAACUUCAUUUUUUUUUAGUUUGCAAACAUUUCUAUAUAGCUUUGAAUAUAAGUAUAUUUCACCUAUUGGGUAUUAUUACCCUAUUUACCAUACCACUGACCAUCCUUGCCCGCCCGUCUCUUACCCACUUCAAGACCAAUAGGCUUCUAAAGAGAAUCGAGAGUUGUUGCAUUAUUUGUAAAUUAUUAAACAAUACAUUACAGAAUGAGCGAAGUACCUGAAUUGAAAAUUAAAAUUGUUGAUUUCCUCCUUAGAUGUGAAGCCCUUGUCUCCAAUAAGCAAGAAGUUGGUCAUAGAUGAGUCUGAUGACAAUGGUCAGAGCAAAGAGGGCAAAACUGCUGAGAAAGUGACCACCUUUGAGGGGGAGCUCAAACGAUUCAUGGAAACUCAGGGAAAUCUACAGACCUUGGCCAAUGUUGCUUCACUUGAAGAGUUCCGGGCUCUGUCAGCUGCUGAGGGGAAGAGGAGGAGGAAGAAAAGCUCAAAACAGGUCAGGACUUGGUUUUCUCAGACUUUGUUUUAAGUCAUAUGUCAUUCAGGGGGCAUGUCAUACAUGGGGCAUACCAUUCAGGGGGCAUAUUAUACAGGGGCGCAUAUCAUUCAGGGGGCAUGUCAUACAAGGGGCAUGUCAUACAAGGGGCAUGUCAUACAGGGGAUCUGUCUAAGUAAACAUGCUUAUUAUUCUCUGUAAGACACUAUCAAAGUAGCUAGUUGGUUUAAUGGAAAUGUUUGACUUGUCCCCAGGUUGAGUCAGAGGAGAUCAAAAUGGAAUAUUUGGAGGAUUCUGUCAGCAACACAGAUGAUGAUUCCUCCUCUCCACGCAAGCGACGAAGGUCGUGGAAAGGACACCGCAUCAGUGAAGAAUUGGGCAUGUACGCCUGCGACCAGUGUGACAAACAGUUCAGCAAACAGAGUUCUCUGGCUCGGCACAAGUACGAACACUCAGGUUGGUCAGUCUUACAUUAAUGGGGUGAGGGCGGCAGGGGUGAGUGCGGCAUGGGUGAUGGCGUGAGCCGAGGAAUGAAACCAUGUACGGAAGGAAUUUGAUUCAACAUACAAGGAACACUAUAACAAAUGUGUGCCUCUUGACUAAUAGAGAUUUGUAUGUUUCCAAUUGCAGGAGCCAGGCCAUUCAACUGUGAGGUUUGUUCCAAAGCAUUCAAGCACAAACAUCACCUGACAGAACACAGAAGGCUUCACAGUGGAGAGAAGCCCUUCAAGUGCAGGAAGUGUGGCAAACGUUUCUCUCACUCUGGAUCUUACAGUCAGCACAUGAAUCACAGGUAAGGACAUUCUCAAACAUAUCAAACUCAUGGAACACACACACACACACCCUUGUCAGUGCAGACAGCUUAGGUAGGAAGAGGAAAGGGGGAGGGUGGGGCACAGAGAAACAUGAAUCAUAGAGACGGGUAUUUAAGUCUGUGAUUAUAACUUGACCAUUUGUAUCAGGAAGCUGACCUAUUCUGUCAUCAUUUCUACUGGGCACAUUGAUAUAAUCCAAUCAAUUUAACGGCUUUGUCCCCAGAUAUAAAUUCUGUAAGCCAUCUGAUGGUGAAGAUGAAGACAUGGCUGCUGGCUCUAGCAAAGAAGAUUAAACUGCCGUGGACACACCCACACCGAGCCACAUGAUCUGAUUUGGGUUUGUUGACCUCAUCGCCAG
Lymnaea stagnalis (great pond snail) is the source of this 6780-nucleotide messenger RNA. Lineage: Eukaryota; Metazoa; Mollusca; Gastropoda; Lymnaeidae. The record is from the annotation of a GenBank genome assembly.